Molecule: messenger RNA, 1560 nt
Organism: Sceloporus undulatus (fence lizard)
Lineage: Eukaryota; Metazoa; Chordata; Lepidosauria; Squamata; Phrynosomatidae
Product: aristaless-related homeobox protein-like
Exons: 5
Coding region: 341-1249 (302 amino acids)
Biological process (GO): regulation of transcription by RNA polymerase II
Molecular function (GO): DNA-binding transcription factor activity, RNA polymerase II-specific; RNA polymerase II transcription regulatory region sequence-specific DNA binding
Source: RefSeq, a predicted model, not a curated record
UUUAAGCAGAGGCUGGAUGGCCACCUGUCACAGGGGAUGAUGCUUUGGUUGGGAGUUCCUGCAUGGCAGAAAGGGGUUGGACUGGAUGGCUCUUGGGGUCUUUUCCAACUCUAAGAUCCUGUGUCGCCAGAGAAAGCAGGGAAGCUGCAGUUUGGAUGCUCCUGGCUGCCUCUCCAGGUGAGGGUUGUCACUCCUCUUGCAGUCUUCCGAUGGCAGGAACCAAGGGUCUGCCCACAGGAGGGACCCCCCCUUCAGUCCCUGAGAUGCUAAUGGCCCUGAUGGCCCUCGGGCAAUAAAACCCGGCCCCCGACGGAAGGCGGCAGCAGCAGCAGCAGCCACCAUGCAGCAGCUCCUGACCUCCUACUUCAUCGAGAGCAUCCUGGGCAGACAGAGCUCCACUGGGGAUCGCCUUGGAGGGAACCCCAUAGAUCUUGGGAAGGUGCCCCCAACUGGGCUGGUGGUGAAGGAGGCCCCUUUGGAAACUCCAGAGGAAGAGCAGGAGAGCGUCCACACUGUUGAGGAAGAGACCUGCUCAGCAUCAGGACCCUUGGCCUUAGGGAUGCCAGCCCCUGGGCAGCCCAAGAGAAAACAACGCAGGUACCGCACCACCUUCAGCAACUUCCAACUGGAGGAACUGGAGCGAGCCUUCCGAAAGAGCCACUACCCUGACGUCUUCACCAGGGAGGAACUGGCAAUGCGGCUAGACCUUACGGAAGCCCGAGUUCAGGUCUGGUUUCAAAACCGGAGGGCCAAAUGGAGGAAACGGGAGAAAACAGAGAUUUUGGGAAGCCUGCCUAGCAUCUCCCUGCCACAUCCACUGGGUCUCUACUUGGACAUUCCUCUGAGUCAAGUGCCCCUCUUGGACCCCACCUGGAGAUCAGUGCCACUUUCCACAAUGGCGCUGCCUUCAGUGGCACCUGCAUUCAGCCCAGCCACCUUGACGCCAUUUGGUCUUAGCAGCCUCACCUGGACAUCCUUUCUCCGGAAUCCCCUUCUAAGCCCUCAGCUUGGAAGGUUCCUUGGCACUUUAAACCCCCUCAUAACAACUGCAUCAGUGCUAUCGAAAGCUCCCGGAGCCCCUGUAGAUCCUGUUUCAACAGCCUUCACUGAUCCUCUUGCAGCUGAAAUGAAAACCCCACGUAUCACAGAGUUGCAGCUCAGAGCCAAAGAACGUUCUGCACCACAAAGCCCUCCAGUAAAUCUGGUAGCACCCUCUAUCAGCCCCAGCUCUAAGAAGGAACUUUGCUAACGGUUUUUGUCCAGGGACUGCAAUCUGGUCCAAGCAAUAGUGAAUCCAGCAAUAAAGACCAUGCUCAGACACCCGCACAGGAGAAUUCAUGCAACACAAUAUGGAGAAACAUAUAAGGCUGAACUAUUGUAGUAACUUAAUAUAUUUCAUCCCUUUCUGUAUCUGGAGUAAAAAAUUUGGUUCAUGGCCUAUAAGAGAAAUAAAGUUGACUUAAUAACUACGUCUGCAAGGAAAGCUGGUGUGACAAGCCAAAUAAAAGCAGGAGUUCACUGGGGGAAAUGUAAUAAACUUAAGCGUUUCAGAGUUUUCUG